Anoplopoma fimbria (sablefish) is the source of this 1989-nucleotide messenger RNA. RefSeq names its product translin (gene tsn). Gene Ontology annotation, cellular component: cytoplasm; nucleus. The coding region runs from base 121 to 804 and encodes 227 amino acids. The record is from RefSeq and is a predicted model, not a curated record. NCBI's taxonomy places the organism in Eukaryota, Metazoa, Chordata, Actinopteri, Perciformes, Anoplopomatidae. Gene Ontology annotation, molecular function: sequence-specific DNA binding; single-stranded DNA binding; RNA binding. Gene Ontology annotation, biological process: RNA metabolic process. The transcript has 6 exons.
GGCGACGGCCGAUGACGUCAUCUCGGCGCGACACUCGGAGCAGCGCGGAGGCAGCUGGCGGUUCUCCUGCACGUCGUGUUCCCUCUCUAUGACUUAGCUCAGCUAGCUUAGCAUCACAACAUGUCCGUCACCGAGAUGUUCAGCUACAUCCGGGGCUUCCUGAGCGCCGACCAGGACGUCAGAGAGGAUAUCCGUAAAGUGGUCCAGACGUUGGAGCAGACUGCCAGAGAAAUACUGACCGUCCUCCAGAGUGUGCACCAGACGUCAGGGUUCAAAGAAAUUCCCAGUAAAUGUGCAAGAGCUCGGGAGUUGUUCUGCACAGUCAGGACGCAGCUCGGCGACCUGAAGACAAAGUUUCCUGUGGAGCAGUAUUACAGGUUCCAUGAACACUGGCGCUUCGUCCUGCAGCGUUUGGCGUUCCUCGCUGCCUUCGUCGUUUACCUGGAGACGGAGACUCUGGUGGUCCGGGAGGAAGUGGCCAAGAUCCUCGGCAUCGAGGUGGUGAGGGAGAAAGGCUUCCACCUGGACGUGGAGGACUACCUGGCAGGUGUGCUCAUCAUGGCCAGUGAACUGUCUCGGUUGGCGGUGAACAGCGUGACGGCGGGCGACUACACCCGGCCGCUCCGCAUCUCUAACUUCAUCAACGAGCUGGACUCGGGCUUCCGGCUGCUGAACCUGAAGAACGACCCGCUGAGGAAGCGGUACGACGGCCUGAAGUACGACGUGAAGAAGAUCGAGGAGGUGGUGUACGACCUGUCCAUCCGCGGGCUCGCCAAGGAGGCCGACACCCCCGCGGACAAGUAGAGACACCCGGAGAGCCACCGCGACACACGCCUGGGGGAUCAAACCCACGGUGCUCCGGCAGCCGAGGACGGGCGGAGUGAGUGAGAGGAGCUUCAGAUGAACGAAUGACUGUUCAAGAUCCAACAUUCAGUUUGUGGCUGUUUGUUUUUUUUAAGCUUCAUCUUAUUGUUUACGGAGCUGAUUCUGAAUCAGUUUGUUCUUAUUGCAUCACUUUGUAUUGAUGUUAAACAGGAGAUCUUUCUCUCUUUUUGUCUGUUUAUUUGCAAAAAAAAGGAAAAAUGUGUUUGUGUUUAUUUGAAAAGGGGAACAUUCUGAGAAACACAACCAGGACUGUACGUCUGAAACCAGAUCCUGUUUGGGUCCUAAUGCCUCAUGUUGUCAAUAUUAUUAUUCUAAACCGUCACCAGACAACGAUAUCUGCCUAGCAACUGAGAUGGUUACUUUAUUCCCCCGGAUACUCAUUAUAAUUAUAAUUAAAGGAAUAAUUCAACAUUCUGGGAUGAAUCCAAACAAACAGGAGCCUCAUUUAUGAAGGAAAUAUUCAACACAAACAAUCAGAUGAUUCCAUUUAAAAUCCAAUAAAACCAUUUUACAGCAUUAUAACAUGAUUAGAUGAUUUCUCACUUUGAUAAAGAUGUCUUUUGGUCAUAAGCUCCAAACCUUUAUUCACCUUUACUUCAAUAAAUGAGGCUCCAGGAGCUGCUGGCGAUAUGUUUGUGCUGCAUGUGUGCCUUUGUUUCCAUCUUGCAGGUCUAGUUUUGCUUCUCACCUGUGUCCUGCAGUGAUGACGUGCUCUUCCCUUGUACCGUUCUGUAUUCCUGUCUUUGAAUCAGUUGUCUUAAAAGAUGCUUAAAAAAACCGACUGUAAAUAUAUUUCUACAUUCUAACAUUUCCAUCUGCGUCACACUUUAUAAAAAAAGAAUAAAAAUGAGAGAAUUGCACAAGAAGAGGAGGUCGUGUUUAAAAUCUUUUUAAUAUAAUUCACAAUAUGUUACAUCGGGGGGGAGAUAAUACAUCAGGUCGUCCAAAAAUGCAAAUGAGGAGAACAAAAGAACCCGUUUGCAGCUCAGCCGGUUUGUUUUUCUUUCUUGGUCGUCGUGGCGACGCAGUGAUCUGCUACCUCUUCUAGUGCUACUUCAUCUCAAACACAAGACGGGUUUGGUUUCAUGACGACCUGCUGACGUU